UUCAUAAUGGCUAUUCACACUGAAACUUCACAAGGAUCUUCUUCGACUUCUGAUCUACGAUAUGAUGUGUUUCUAAGUUCCAAAGGUUCCGAUACUGGUAAUAACUUCACGGAUCACCUCUACAACGCCCUUAUUGAUUCCGGUAUAAAUACCUUUCUGGAUGAUGAAGAGAUCGAAACCGGCGAAGACCUGAAACCCGAAUUGGAGGAUGCCAUCAGAUCAUCAAGGGCUUCUGUGAUAGUGCUGUCCAAGAAUUACGCCACUUCCACUUGGUGUCUUGAUGAGCUGGCACUAAUCCUUCACCAGCGUUUGACAGCUGACCAGAUUGUGAUCCCCAUUUUCUAUCACGUUGAGCCCACCAAUGUAAGGAAGCAACAAAACAGCUUUGGAGAUGCCAUGGCAGAGCAUCGGCAGAAGAUGGAGGCCGAAACAAAUGCAGAGAAAAGACUGAGAUGGGGCCAAAAGAUGGAUGGGUGGAUUAAGGCACUCACAGAUGUUGCCGACUUAAAAGGGAAAGACGUCAAGGGCAGGAAAGAGACAUAUUUUAUUGAAGAAAUUGUUACUGAUAUCCGUCAGAUAUUAGGUGUGCCCUUAAGUGAUACGUUGCCACUCCUUAUCGGUAGGGACCAUCAAAUUGAAGGAAUCAAGGCUUGGUUGACGGAUGGUUCCUCCAGUCAUACUGCUGAUAUUCUCACAGUUUUAGGCAUGGGUGGGAUUGGAAAGACAUGUUUGGCCAAAUAUGUCUUCCACCUGCACUCUCCUACAUUUGAAAAGAGCAGCUUUAUUGAAGGCAUCAAUUUAAGAUGUACUGAAAAAUUCAAUGGAUUGCUUGAUGUCCAACAGCAACUUUAUGGUGACAUAUCAAUAAUGAAGAAGCCACUAGUUCAUGAUACCUCUGCAUACACCUCUAAGAUUGAGAAAGCAUUGGCCAGUGUGAAGGUGUUUUUAGUUCUUGAUGAUAUUGGUAGUCUCGACCAAUUGGAUGCGUUACUUGGAAACAAAGGAUUUCAUCCAGGUAGCAAAGUCUUAAUAACAACAACGGACGCAUCGUUGACAGAGAGGUGUGCACUAUUCAAAUCAAAAGUUAAACCCAAGCAUACGAAGCUCUUAACUGAAGGCUUAUAUGAACCUGCAGCAGUGGAGCUAUUAUGUCUUCAUGCAUUCAAAUGCAAACAUCCCAAACAAGGUUAUGAAGAGUUUAUAGAAAAGCUUGUGAAAUACUGUGAUGGACAUCCGUUGGCUCUUGAAGCUCUUGGCAGGUCUCUAUAUAAUCGAGAAACAUUUUAUUGGGAAGAAUGCGUCGAAAACUUAAAGACAGAACUUGAUUACCGUAUAUAUAAUGCCUUGAUAGGGAGCUUUUACAGUUUGUCUAAUAGCAAUGAUAAGGAAUUGUUCAAGCAUAUUGUUUGUUUUUUUGUUGGAAUGCAUAGAGAUAUUGUUGAAACAAUAUUAAAGGCAUGUAAUAUAAACACAAGUAUUGGAAUCACUAAUCUGGUAGACAGAUGCCUUCUUCGUAUUGGAUCAACUACCGAGCUGGCUAUGCAUUCACUGAUUCAAGAGAUGGGAAGGUAUUUGGUGUGCCAAGAAUCACCUGAUAGGCCAUGGAAGCGUAGUCGCUUAUGGUGUCAUGAAGAGUCAUAUCAAGUGAUUGAACAAAAUAAGGGUACAAAAAGUAUUGAAGGUCUUGCUCUUGACAUGAGAAUGAUUGACAAAGAGGGGUCAACUGGAUUGGAAACAGAUGCAUUGAGUAAGAUGGACAAUUUAAAGCUUUUACAACUCAACUAUGUUCAACUGAAUGGAUCUUAUAAUAAAUUUCCUCGGAAAUUAAGAUGGUUGUGUAUGCAUGGUUUCCCUUUAAAAUCCGUACCUUCAGACUUACCAAUGCAGAAUUUAGCUGUUCUUGACAUGUCUUAUAGUAGUAUCGAAUCUUUUGAUAUGUCUAGUCGUAACCUGCAACGACCUGCGAAGAGACAAAAGUUGACUUGCUCAAACGGUCAAAAGUUGCUUGGAUCUUUGAAGGUCCUCAAUUUGAGUUACUGUGCUCAGCUUCAUAGUGUCGGUGGCUUUUGUGAACUCCCUGCACUUGAGAGUUUAUAUCUUACAAACUGCGAGAGUUUGAUUGAAGUGUGUGAAUCAAUCGAGCAAUCGGACAAGCUUGUUCUUAUCGAUCUCAGUAACUGCAAAGAGUAUACAAAGCUUCCAAAAACUAUUGAAAACUUAAAAAACCUCAAAAGCUUACUGCUGGACGGCUGUAAACUUGAUGAGACAAGGGAUGUAGAUUCACUGGAGAUGCUUAAUGCUGACAGCUCUGACAUAACCGCACAUGCAUAUUUCUCUGUUGUUGACGAGAACAUACCGAGAGAUGCUCUAGAAGCAACUUCAUCUUUUUCAUCGCCAAAUGAUAAUACAUAUGAUGUAUUUAUAAGCUUCAGAGCUACUGACACUUGGCUUGGUUUCACUGCACACCUCCUCAGAGCCUUCAAAGAAGCUAACAUCGAAACGUUUUAUCAUGAUAAAGAGAUUGAAGCCAAGCUAUAUUCAAAAUCAGAAUUGGAGAAAGCAAUUGAAGCAUCCAGGGCAUAUGUUGUUGUAUUGUCCAAAACCUACGCUUCUUCCACAAAAUGCCUUGAAGAACUGGUUUCAAUUCUUGAGCAACGUAGGAACUCGAAGCGUAUUGUUAUCCCCAUCUUCUAUCAUGUCGAGCCCACCCACUUCAUGAAGCAACAUGAGAGCUCUGGGGAUCCAAUGGCAGAACUUAAAAAGAAGAUGGAGGCAGAGACAAAUUCAGAGGUAAAAAGUCAACUGGCUCAAAAGAUAAAGAUAUGGAGCAUUGCUCUUUCAGAAGUUUCUUAUAUGGAAUGGUAUUCAAAGGACUGGUUAGAGACUCAGAUUAUUGAAAAAAUUGUCGAGGACGUCAAUCAUAGUUUACCGUUAAGGAAUACUUUACCGGACCUCAUCGGGGUAGACUAUCCUGUUCGCUUCAUAAGUUCAUGGUUGAAUGAUGGAUCCACUCAUACGGCUGAUAUUCUUACUAUUACAGGUAUCAGGGGGAUUGGGAAGACAUCCUUGGCGGAAUAUAUCUAUGGGUUGCAUUGUCAUCUUUUCCAGAGCAGCAGCUUUAUUGAUGACAUUAAUAGGAAAUGUCAGGGACAAUCUAAUAAACUACUUGAUUUACAAAAGCAACUUUGUGCUGAUAUUUCAAAAACAUAUUGGAUUCAUGUUGAUCACAUUUCUGUAUGCACCGCUGCAAUUGAGAAUGCAGUGGCCUGUAGAAAGGUGUUACUAGUUCUUGAUGAUAUUGAUAAUCCGGACCAGCUAGAUGCUUUACUUGGAAACAAAGGUUUUCAUCCAGGAAGCAAAGUUAUUAUAACCACCAAGGACGCAUCAUUGAUAGAGAGGUGUGCACUAUUCAACUUGCAAGUUCAACCCAAGCAUACAAAGGUCCUGCUUAAAGACUUGAAUGAGACCUCGUCACUACAGCUUUUUAGUUAUCAUGCAUUUGGGUACAUUGAUCCUACAGAAUCUUAUAAACAGGUGUCUAAAAAACUCGUGAAGCUCUGUGAUGGACUUCCAUUGGCUCUUAAAGUUUUGGGUAGGUCUCUAUUUGAUCGAGAUGAAUUUGAAUGGGGGGAUUGCCUAGAGAACCUAAAAGAAGAAUCUGACUCUGACACAGAAAAGGUAUUGCGUUUUAGCUUCGACUCUUUGCCAUCAAAAAAUGCCAAGGAGUUGUUUAAGUAUAUUGCUUGUUUUUUCGUGGGAAAGGAUAGAGAUUCUACUGAAACAAUAUUAAAGGCAUGUGAAAUUCACACAAAACUUGAGAUCGCAAAUCUCAUUGACAGAUGCCUUCUCACAGUCGGACCAAACAAUGAGUUAAUGAUGCAUGAAUUGCUUCAAGAGAUGGGGAGAAAUGUGGUACGGCAAGAAUCAAUUAGACCAUGGGAGCGUAGCCGAUUAUGGUGUCAUGAGGAGUCAUUCCAAGUGUUGAACAGAAAUAAGGGUGCAGGAAAUCUUAAAGGCAUUGUCCUUGACUCAAGAAUGCUUGAGAAAGAGAAGUUACUUGGAUCACUGGAGUUGGAAUCCAAAGUACUGAGUAAAAUGAACAAUCUAAUGCUCCUACAACUCAAUUAUGUGCUACUCCGUGGGUCAUAUGCGAAUUUUCCUCAUACUUUAAGAUGGUUGUGUAUGUAUCAGUUUCCUCUGGAACAUAUACCUUCAAAUAUACCAAUGGAGAAUCUUGUUGCUCUUGACAUGUCUUAUAGCAAAUUCAAAUCUUUUGACAUGUCUUGUAAUGACUCUCAACGAUUUGAGAAGACGCAAACGUCGCUUGGAUCAUUAAAAGUUCUUAAUCUAAGUUUCUGCAAACAGCUUCGUUUUGUCGGUGGCUUUUGUAAACUCCCUUCACUGGAGAGAUUAAUGCUUACAAAUUGCAUAGGUUUGAUUAUGAUCUGUGAAUCAAUUAAACACUGUGGUGAACUUAUUCUCGUGGAUCUAAGUUACUGCACCAAGCUUGAAAACUUUCUAAGAUCCAUAGGAAAGUUAAAGAAGCUACAAACAUUAUUUCUUGAUGGUUGCGGUCUUUGUGAGUUUCCAGUUGCAAAGAGGGAUGUGGAUUCAUUAGAUGUGCGCGUUGCCAGCAACGGCUAUAUAAACUCAGAAAUCUCUUCCUCUGCCAUUGUGGAGACUUUGCAGAGUAAUUUAAAUUCCCUUGGGAAAUCUUUUCUGACUUCAUUAGUAAGCUUGUCACUUGCAAAUAAUAAUCUCUCCAACGAUUCCUUUACCACAGACUUCAGCUCCCUAUCUAUGUUAAAAGUUUUAAUUCUAGAUGGCAAUCCAAUCGUUUCACUGCCAGAUUGUGUGAGACACCUUCAUAUGCUGGAGAAACUUAGCAUGAAGAACUGUAAUAUGCUCAGAUCAAUCGAGGGUCCUCCACAAACGCUAAGUCAAUUGAUCCUUGAUACCUACGAUUGCCAACACAAUCGUUAUAGUUUUCUAAGGAAAAUCAAAUUUAAGCAUGAAAUGUCCCCGCUAAAGUUAUCAGUGGAUCCGUUUUUAUUAGCACCUUCUUUGUUUGAAAUUGAUGGCAUCGUCAAAAUCCAACCUAUGUCAGAUGUUGAGGGGAAGUUAUUACAUAGUUUAGGCUGGAGUAAUUUGGCGUUUGUUAAAAGGAGGCAUUUGGAAACUUAUGAUUCAGUUAGAGGAAUUGAGGGAUUUAAAAGCCAGAUGUAUUAUGAAUUUGGAGUAUUCAGCACAAUUUAUGGAGGGGAAAAGAUGCCGAAUUGGAUUAGCGAUACAAGCGAGGGGUCAUCGAUUUCAGUUACCAUCCCAUCAUCUCCUGACAAGCUUAGAGGAUUGAAUUUCUGCUAUGUGCAGAAGUCUGGAUUUUCAGAUGAGAUGUUUCGGUAUUCAUAUGAUGAGUUCUUUUCGAUACCACCGAUCAAAAUUACUAAUAAAACAAAGAACCGCACCUGGAUAUACAAGCAUUAUAUUGACAAUGUCAGUGUAGGUGGAAAGUAUAUAACAGUGCUAACCCAUUGGAUGUUUGGGAUGGAUGAUAUGGAAGCUGGUGACCACAUUACUGUCAAUAUAACAGAUUAUCAUGGAGGACAAGUGACAAAGGAAUGUGGGAUUGGUCUUGUAUAUAAUGAUGGAAACAUGGAAGAAGAAAUAGAUACCUUAGGUUAUUACAAGUCAUGGAAUCAUAUCAUUGGCGGGGAUCUCUCUGCUUUUCAAUUAACAACGGGAGACUACUUCCUACAUAGGGAGCGGUUUAUACAACAUACCAAUAUUUGUCUCAUCAUUGGAUUUGACACCAGAUAUAAAGAAAUGAAUGUUCCGUUUAGAGCAUUCUCCCAGAGGAAGUCCUCAAUGGUUGCCGCGUCCUGAGGUAUGCGUUUCAGCAACCAAACCCAAUCUCAUCACAUGGAGAAAACACAAGAUGCAACUGAAGUUUUUGUUAUAAUUGUUGGUCAUAACAAUGCAAUGGAUGCUUGGAACAGUCGCAACAAAACAUACUUGGUGCAGAUAUGAUGGGGGUACUGAACUAGCUUGUUUAAUAUUCUACUUAUUUGCAUGUGUAUCUUAGUGCUUCUAAUUUACUAGGAGUUGAAAACUAAUAUAUAUGGACAAGGAAUAAUCACUAUUUCAUGCACUA
This is a messenger RNA of Erigeron canadensis, 6151 nucleotides long. RefSeq names its product inactive disease resistance protein RPS4-like. NCBI's taxonomy places the organism in Eukaryota, Viridiplantae, Streptophyta, Magnoliopsida, Asterales, Asteraceae. Gene Ontology annotation, molecular function: ADP binding. Bases 7 to 5883 code for a protein of 1958 amino acids. The transcript has 9 exons. Gene Ontology annotation, biological process: defense response; signal transduction. The record is from RefSeq and is a predicted model, not a curated record.